Messenger RNA from Penicillium vulpinum, 1233 nucleotides. RefSeq names its product heme-dependent oxidative N-demethylase family protein. Lineage: Eukaryota; Fungi; Ascomycota; Eurotiomycetes; Eurotiales; Aspergillaceae. The coding region runs from base 1 to 1233 and encodes 410 amino acids. The transcript has 5 exons. The record is from RefSeq and is a predicted model, not a curated record.
AUGACUAUGUCGGUACUUGAGUCCCUACGGGUUAUUAUCUCAUCAAUCCCAAUUAAAAAGGUCGUGGAAGCCUUUCUCAUACUCAAUGUCUGUAUAUGGCUUGGUAUCAUAGUCUCACGGAAGUGGGCUUCUAGAAGUAUAGAGAAACCCGCAGGUGUGAGAGGAAAGGUUACCAGGCCACCGGGUGAAUGGACUCCAUCAGACUUCAAACGGCCAACAGCAGCCCCGUACUCAGGAUGGGAUGUGCACUCAACAAAGCCAAUUCCCUACCGGCCCUUUAGAUACGGCCCAAACUACUACGUCACGCUGGGUCUAAGAAGCAUGAAAUGGGACGAAUGGAUCGAGCUCGACAACCACUAUCUAAAAUACCACGCCGACAAAGCACUCCGCAUCAAAGAGCGCGGGAGCAAAUGCUGCCAUACAGCACCCGAGGCAAUGGAUGCGGCAAUCGAACUGCUCGAAGAACUAUGCGCCUACCUCCCCGAAAGAUACCCAAGCAUGUUCACCAAGACCGCAAUGGGCAUAACCAACAAAGUAACCAAUGAAACCUUCAACAUAACCCAACGCCCACUGCCAGAAGACCCAAUAGCAACAGCAGCGCGACUGGUCCAAGACGACCUAGCCAUAAUGAUCGAGCGUCCAGACGGCGAAUACUACCUACUAGCCGGCGCAAUUCUGCUAGCCGGGUUCUGGCGCCUGAGCGACAAAUUCGGGAUGCGACUAUCUGAAAUCCACACAUCGGGCGACGUACCGCAGUUCAAAAGCAAGCUGGAGAAAGGAAUGAUGAAUUUCUUCCGACGACUCAAGCCCGAAGAGCCUGUUCUGCGGAACAACUAUUUCAUCCAGGUUGACGAUAACCUGGCGUGGUCUGGUAGUAUUGGGUCCGAGGAUGCGGAGACCGUGUCGUGGAAUACGGCGGAGAAGAACCGGACUAUUGAGAAUCAUUUCUUCCGUUCGGAGAGGCAGUCGUUGAGGAGAUUGCCUAGAUCUGGGGCUGUGGUUUUUACGAUUCGGACUUAUUUUGAGCCUAUUACUGGUAUUGUGGAGGAGCCGUAUGUCCCUGGGCGUUUGGCGGAUGCGGUUAGGAGUUGGGGGGAUGAUGUUAGUCGGUAUAAGGGGAAGGAGAAGUACCAGGAUGUUUUGUUGGAGUUUUUGGAUGAGAAGCAUAGAGUGCAGAUUGAAGGGGGGUUGGAUCUUGAGAAGGAAGAUGAGAUUAGGAGGUAUCCUCUUUGA